Messenger RNA from Fukomys damarensis (Damara mole-rat), 1480 nucleotides. RefSeq names its product keratin, type I cuticular Ha1. The record is from RefSeq and is a predicted model, not a curated record. NCBI's taxonomy places the organism in Eukaryota, Metazoa, Chordata, Mammalia, Rodentia, Bathyergidae. The coding region runs from base 1 to 1251 and encodes 416 amino acids. Gene Ontology annotation, molecular function: structural molecule activity. The transcript is spliced from 8 exons.
AUGCCCUACAACUGCUGCCCGCCCGCCCCGAGCUGCCGCACCAGCUGCGCCUCCCGGCCCUGCGUGCCCCCCAGCUGCCACGGCUGCACCCUGCCCGGGGCCUGCAACAUCCCCGCCAACGUGGGCAGCUGCAACUGGUUCUGCGAGGGCUCCUUCAACGGCAGCGAGAAGGAGACCAUGCAGUUCCUGAACGACCGGCUGGCCAGCUACCUGGAGAAGGUGCGGCAGCUGGAGCGGGAGAAUUGCGAGCUGGAGCGGCGCAUCCAGGAGCGCAGCCAGCAGCAGGAGCCCUCGCUGUGCCCCAGCUACCAGUCCUACUUCCGCACCAUCGAGGAGCUGCAGCAGAAGAUCCUGUGCAACAAGGCUGAGAACGCGCGGCUGGCGGUGGAGGUGGACAACGCCAAGCUGGCCACCGACGACUUCAGGACCAAGUACGAGACGGAGCUGUCCCUGCGGCAGCUGGUGGAGUCGGACAUCAACGGCCUGCGCAGGAUCCUGGACGAGCUGACCCUGUGCAAGUCCGACCUGGAGGCGCAGGUGGAGUCGCUGAAGGAGGAGCUGCUUUGCCUCAAGAGGAACCACGAGGAGGAAGUCAACACCCUGCGCUGCCAGCUCGGGGACCGCCUCAACAUAGAGGUGGAUGCAGCGCCAACCGUGGACCUGAACCGCGUGCUCAAUGAGACCAGGAGUCUCUACGAGGCCCUGGUGGAGACCAACCGCAGGGAGGUGGAGGAGUGGUACACCACGCAGACCGAGGAGCUGAACAAGCAGGUGGUGUCGAGCUCGGAGCAGCUGCAGUCCUACCAGGCGGAGAUCAUCGAGCUGCGGCGCACGGUCAACGCCCUGGAGAUCGAGCUGCAGGCGCAGCACAACCUGAGAAACUCCCUGGAGAACACGCUGAACGAGAGCGAGGCCCGCUACAGCUCGCAGCUGUCGCAGGUGCAGUGCCUGAUCGGCAGCGUGGAGUCGCAGCUGGCGGAGAUCCGGGCUGACCUGGAGCGGCAGAACCAGGAGUACCAGGUGCUGCUGGACGUGCGGGCGAGGCUGGAGUGCGAGAUCAACACGUACCGGGGCCUGCUGGACAGCGAGGACUGCAAGCUGCCCUGUAACCCCUGCGCCACGACGAACGCAUGUAACAAGCCCACUGGGCCCUGUGUUGCCAAUCCCUGCACCCCUUGCCCGCCCCCUGCCCCUUGCACACCUUGUAUCCCUCGCCCCCGCUGUGGCCCCUGCAAUUCCUUUGUGCGCUAGAACCCAGGGAUGCAAAAGGAGCAGGGACACAGGGCCUGGUGCUCCAGAGCUGGUGCGGGUUCAUUGGACAAAAGCAGGCUGAAAACAAACUCAAAGGCUGCCCCUGUGUGGCAGCCAAGAGACGCACUGGAACCUCUAGCCACCAGGCCUGCUGCAGACCUUUCCCUGCCUGCCCUUCCCUUUAUCGGGUCUCUUUUCUUCCUCUGCUUGUCCCACUCUCCAAAUGCCA